AAACUAUCUGUUUCUUUUAACACCUUUGAUGGCUAGGACUAGAGUUUAGAGGUUAUGUAUUGUUAGAAAUAAAGCCAUCGUCAGGAUUUCAAUUUGCAUUUUCUGGGUGCCUUCAAUUCUUGAUUUUGCCAAGGGCUUGCAAUAUGUGUAUUAAUUUUCCUUCAGGGUCCAUUUAGCAGCAACAAUCUGCAGGCUCAUUUGCAUUUUAAUUGGGUCAUUCUCCAUCCCCUCCCCCCACCUUGGAGCUUCUCUGUGCUUCUGAGAACUGGAGGCAGAUGUUGUAGCUGCAUCUGGGUGACUGGAAUGCCAAUGUUCUGUAACUUUUCUGGUGGCUACCAAACCACAAGACCACUGAAUUAAAAAGCUGAGGGAAUUCCCAGUUCAAGUGUCAUAUGUCCAAGCAGCCCCAGUAGAAACUGGGUUUCUUUCUUUUUUUUUUUUCAAUCACUAACCAUAAGACUUUAUUGUAUAGUCCUUUCCAGUGAGCCAUUCCUCACAAUUCCUCUUUACACAAGGUUCCUGCUUUGAAAAGGAAAAUUCACAAGAAGGGGGCUCAUGUCUCGGGACAGCUAUGAGACUUUGGAAGGACAGACUAAAGCGUGAGAGAGGCGGAUGGGGUGGAAUAGGUACCAUUUUCCUAGAUGAAGCAACCAGGCAGUAGUUUAGCUGGGGUCCUGUUGAAAUCAAGGCUGUGCUGUGACAUGAUGACUUCCUAUUCACAGAGUUGACACAGAAAGCUGGUGAAGCAAGCCAGAAUUCAGGCUAGCGGCCUCAGUGAUUCUGACAUUACUGUGCUUGUAGGGAGUGGGGCAGCAUGAAAUAUUUAUGAUAGGCCUGGUGGGAAUUGGCAGACCUGGAGGUUGAGAUCUGCAGAAUGUAGGGUAUGGAGAAGGCCUUGAGUAGUGAAUACUUACCUAGUUGUCCCUAAGAGUCACCGUUUCAGAGAGAACUGCUGUUUCUUUUAGAAGCUCUAGUAGACAUGUCCACUCUGCAGUCCGCAAACACACAUACCUGGGAUACACGUACCCAGGUUUGGAUAUGAAUUCGGCCCAAUACAAAAUUGUAAACACAGACACAGUUCUGCUUAUCUUUUGAUGAUUCCUCUUCCUGGGUCUCAGUUGGAACUUUGCAGAUGACAGCAUUGUGUUGUGGUGUUAAAAGGUUAGACUAACUUGAUGGAGGGGGUGAAUUACUAAGACCCCUUUCUUUACAAAUAAAUUUGUAAAAAGCUGAAAAGUUGCUGGGUGUUGGUAGAACUCUGCAGUGAUACCUGCGUUCUGGGUAAACAUGUCUUGUUUGAAUUUUUAAUUUUUAAUUGAUCGUCGCUGCCAAGGCACUUGUGCACGUGCACAGGUAAGCGCAGACAUCCGAAGUUGACACUGAUUGCUCAACACCUUAUAUACCGAGGCAGAAACUGAGCUUGCAUUGCAGCCAGUCUGGCUAGCCUGGUUGUUCUGGGGAUUUCCUGUCUCCACUGCCUGCAUGCUCGGGAUAUAAGCAGGCCACCAUACCCACCUGGGUCUUUAUAUGGAUCUGGGAUUCCAUCUCUGGUCUUCAUGCUUGCACUGUAAGCCCUCUAUCCUCUGAGCCUUCUUUCUAGCCCCAUAGAUAACGCUUUGACUUCUAGAUAGGAACCUAUCAGUCUACAGACAAAUUAGUGGGGACUUAGGCCUUCUCAGAGCUGGUUCCCGUCUCUAUUUUGUCUUGAGGGAAAACAAGUUUUUACAGUGCCCCUUCAGCCCACAGCUGUGUCCAGAUACUCCUAAACACAGCUGCUGGGGUUCGGUUUGUAGGACGGGUAUCUAUCUACGUGUGCCUGGCUGGCUUCUGAUUUACUGUGGAGCUGAGAAUGAUUUUGAACUUCACUGAUCCUGUUUCUGCCUUCUAGUACUGGGAUUUCACUGCCAUGUCCAAUGUAGUGAGCGCUGGGGGAUUUGAACUCAUGCUGAGUGAAUGCUCUACCAAAUAAGCUAUGCCCCUAGCCCAGCGUUCUGUUUUUAAGGGAUGUUUGUUGGAGGUUGGUUUACAGGGGCUGUGAUGAUCAGAAACAUAGGUUGGGGAGCUAUGGAAAAAGAAAUGUGAAAUUUGGGCCCUCAUGUACUCCCACUGAUGAUAACUGUCCAUGAACUCCAAAGACUGAAUCCAAGUAACUGGAGCUUUUCGUGUUGGAAUCUGUGUGUCUAGGUUUAUCUGUUUGUCUGUCUAGCAUUGGUUUUGCCUUGGGUGUUUUUCAGGUGUAGAAUCCUGGGUUGCAAAAUAUAAGGCCUUAAUCGUUUGUCCUAGAACAGAAUGCUGUAUCUGUCUAUAUGAGGGCUGUGGGUGCCCUGCAGAGCAGUACCACAACUUUUGGUGUUACUCAGAGAUAGGCGGCCAUGUGCAAGGCCUUACUUCUCUGUGUCACUUACCUUGGUAUAAAUGACACUGUCUUAUCAGUCCUGGGAGAAUGCCUUUGUGUGUCCUCAGUCAGGUGAAGAGGCCCAACUUCUCCUCCCACUGGGUCCCCAGUUGUCUUAGAGUCAGAGGUGAGUAUGCACACCUGUUUUUCCUUGAGUUGCCUCAUACCCUGGGGGCACAGGCUGUCCCAUCUCAGCAAUCAAGGCCAUGUGAGCUAGGUGUGGUGGCGUUUGCCUCCUGAGACCUUUGGGUGUCCUAAGCCAGGUGCGUCUAUUUUUAGGCUGGGCUUGUUGUGAUUAGAGGGUCACUUUUGCAAGACCGUGACCUGCACGUGCUCAAUUGUUUUCCUGUAGGAUCUCUGGGUGUUGGUGGAUUAAAGAUAUCAUUCAGCUGGGUGGUAGUGGCAGUGCAUGCCUUUAAUGACUGCAGUCUGGAAGGAGACACGGGUGUAUCUCUGUGAGUUCAAGGCCAGACUGUUCUAUGAGUUCCAGGAUAUAAGGAGCACUCCUGUCUAAGGGACUGCAGGGGAGGUGCAGGGGGAAGCGGUUAAAAGUUUGUAUCCAGGAGCUUGAGGAGCAGAGGCUUACGGAGUGUGAAAUAGGAGAGAGAUGUAAGUAUCAGAGUGUUUAUCAGAAUUUACAGAUGGCUCCAUGUGGAUCGGCACCAUAGCAGACAUGUGGUCUCAUGUGUGUUUGUAAACUGCACAGCAUUGUUGGCAGACAUAGGUGCCAUGUGCUAGCAAGGGUUUGAGGGCACUAAUGAAGACUGGUGCCAGCACUCGGAUGUGGAGGGGCACCGCAGCCUCUGUGAAAAGCAGAGAAUACUAGGCGGAGGUGGCAAGGGAACCUGGGGUCCAAACACUAGGUAGCCAUAGUCAGAGUCACUUAGCAUCCAGGGAAAGCCACAGGGCCACGGGACUGGAGUGGGGAUGUGUGUGGUUGUGCCUGGCAGUGGGCAUAUUAUAAACCCAUGGCCAUUGGGAGUUAGGAAAGACAGGAAAUUUCCUCACUCCCACUGGAGAACAUACAGAAAGAAAAGAGAAAUGGUAGUAAGUUUUCUUAAGAGCUUAGAGUAAAGGUGUGCAGGAGGGGUAGGGGGUCCUUGGAGGAAAGAAAGGAAAGGCAACAUGGAGCUGAAUUGUCACUAGUACACUCAGGUGGAAAGGCCAGCUUCCCAUGGUCAUCUGGCUGAGAAGCAAAGGACGUCAAGACAGAGAAAGAAGCAUCUGAUGCCCAUGGGCAUCUUUCUGGCGGUUUUAGAAUUCACCCUCGUAUAUAACAGCAUACACACAACUCCCACGCUUCUCUGGUGCUUAGAGGUUUAGAGGCGGUAGAUGUGUAAGUGCUUACGUGUAUGCAUGCUCACCACGUGUCUGUGCUGGUGCCCUCAGAGGCCAGGAGAGGGUCUCUGAUCCCCUGGAACUGGACUUAAAAGCACUUGUGAACUGCCUGGUAUGGGUACUGGGAACCAAACCCAGGUCCUCUGCAAGAGCAGCAAGCACUCUUAACCACUGAGCCACCUCUCCACCCCUGAACUAGUUUUUUUUUUUUUUUUUAAGUAGAAGCAAAUUCUGCUAGCUUGGGCUUACGUUCUUAAUUUUACAGCCACCUUAUUCUUUACACCUCUUUUUCUUCUUUGCCUUUAUCAGUAAAAGAGGAAGUAGGACCUGAUUCGUGCCUAACCAGGAAUUAAUCCAGACAUUUUAAAAGCUGAAGAUGAUUUUACUCCUGAGAAGGAAGUUGCAGCUCUUUUCCAGCCCAGCUCUUGAUGGUGGACUGACCCAGGAGAUGACUAGUGUUUUCAUGUCUCUCUUCCGGGGAAGUCCCGGGCGAUGUGUGAUUCUGUUCCGCCCUCAUCAAGUACCCAGUGGCCUGAUUGGAGCUGGCAGCCCCUCUGGAAACCCUUCAACACUGACUUCUGAGUCCUUUAACACCGCUAUGCACUCAGAGUUCCGUUUCUCUUUCCCCGUUUCCCUGUUGUCACUUUCAAUUAAACCAGGAACUUCUGGAGCCAGGAGAGCCAUGUGUAGUCUGGCUAGUGAUGGCUGUACACUGAAAUGGCAGAGAGGAGACUGAGAUGUGGACAGUCCACACCACUAUAGUGUCACUUCAUCAAUGCACACCUUGGGGCCACGACCAUGUUAUUACAGUACUGGAGCCCAAGCUUGGCAAAUACACUGUCCUCUGUCUGAGGAGGCUUCCUGGUUACUAAUAAGCCCCGGUUGCUGUAGUCGCACGUAGUCAUUUGGUAAUGCUUACUCUUUUUUCUUUUUUUCUAGAGAAGUGAAAUAAAGCACUUAUUUUUAAUAUACGCCCUUCUUUAAUGCUGCUUACCGCUCCUUCACAAACAACACCCCCACCAGAGAGUUAUUUGCUUCUACAUUUGCAGUGCCUGGAGCGUUGAUAGCUGCUUGAAGGCCCACAUGUUUCUUUGGUUGUUAUUUUGUUCCUUUUGGAGACACUGUUGCUAUGUAGCUUCUGCUGGCCUUGCAUUCACUGUCUUGCCCAGGCUGCUACUGAGCUUGGUCCUUCCUGGUCAGCCUCAAGGAUGGCUGGCAUUGCAAUGGUGCCUCAUCAUACCGGGCUACCCUCUUUCUUAGUUGAUCACAAACCAGAGUGGCUUGAUCCUAGUGCCCACAGUUCUCUCAAGUAUUAGGAGUCUCGGAAGUUUCACGCCUUGGCAGCCUUUAAUUGGCAGCCUUUGUAUUGUUUCUGGGUAGGCUGCAAACUGCUGGGCCCUUUGUUUUCUAGCUGCUUUAGAUAAGGUUUAAGACCUGGAAGUCACUCUCCCCUUAUUCCCAUGGGAAAUCGCCUCCAAUUAUUUCUAGAAAUUCUUCUUGUGGGAAGGAAAGGGGAGAAACAAAAACCUGAUUGUUUGGAGGCCCCGGGAAAGAAGUUUACGUACACGGCCCAACUUCCUCAGUGGCAUCAGAAAGCUGCAGGUUUAUGAAUUAAGUUCCCACAACCACAGACACAUCUGUGAUUCUAGGAGAUUCUUCAGGGUUAAGGUGAUAAGUACCUCGAUAGUGUAGCUCUGAGCCCAAACAUGUCACUGAAUCGUAUGUGGCUUUAGAACGACUUCUUCCAAGGGCUCCCUCCACGCUCCUCCACUUGUAAAAGAAACACUCUGAUACCUUUUGAUCAUACUGAUGCUGUGGUAAACUCAGAAAGCUGACAGCCAGGAGUCAUGUGUUGCCUCUGUUGGGCUUGAGGAAGAGCAUGGGGGAGGGGCUGAAUAGCCACAGAAACAAGUUACUGUUUUAAUUCACAGAGGCUUCUCGCAUUUUUACCACACGUUUGCAGCAGAGUAACAAGGGAGAGGGACCUUUGUUAAAUACCGACUCUGCCCAGGUUCCCUCUCCACUGCCUAGCACUAACCAUGUGCUAUGUGGUUCCUCCACCACCCUCCACCUGCUCCACUUAGGCGCUCAGGUCGAAUACCAGGUGUACAUUUGCCGGGUAGGGAUGGGUGGGGUAAGGCCUGAGGACUCUGUUCUUCUGAAGUUAGACUUGUCUUUACCAAAAAGAGAUUAGUCCUUUUCAGCCAUGUCUGAAGGAAGUGUGGCUAUCAUGAAAUGAUUCAAUCCUCAUGACUGGGCCUUGAUUCUGAGAAGCCACCUAAAGGAUGACCAGUAGCCCUGAGGAUGGCUGUCUUUGUUGAGGACCAAGGUGCACAGGUCACUAUGUGUUUCCUCUUCGUUUGCCUUCCCUGUACCUAGCGUGACCCUCGUCACCGUCUCCCAUGUUCACUCUGGUCACUCGUUAGAUGAAGAGAGGAGGCUAAGAACGAGAGAGCUGAGUCUCGGGUGGAACUUUCUUGUGCGUAGUUGGGAAUCUACACCAAGUACCCCAUGCCAAAGGAAGACGUCGACGACAGACGAGGAUAUGGAGGAACAUUUCGGAAAGCUCUCAAAGUGCUUGUUCCAGGAAUAUUAAUAAAUGUGGUGGGGCUGGGGAUUUGGCUCAGUGGUAGAGCGCUUACCUAGGAAGCGCAAGGUCCUGGGUUCGGUCCCCAGCCCCGGAAAAAAAAAAAAAUGUGGUACAAACAGGCAGGGGUGGGAACUCCAGAAAGGGGAUUUGGACACAGCAGAUAACGGAGGAGCCAGGUAGCAGCACGUUCUAAACGCAUUUCUCUGGAGUCUUCCUUGCACAGAGCGUCUCUCUCCCUCAAAUGAUAUUUUAUAGAAUCUAUUUUUAGAAAAACUAGAUUAAGAUCAUUAGGAAACCGAGAAAGAUCCCUUAAGAAGGAAAUUGAAAAAGACAGCAAAACCGGGGCCUGUGAGAUGGUUUGGUGGCCGGAAGCACUUGCCACUAAGCCUGGUGACCCAAGUUCCAUCCCUGGAACUCAUAUAAAGGUGAAAGGAGGAAACCGACUCCACAAAGCUGUCCUCUGCCUCCCUGUGUGUACCCAGGUACACGUUACACAGCCUCAACCGUGUGCUCACCAGCGUGUGCAAGCACUCACACGCACACGCACACACACACACACACACACACACUAAAAUUCAUUCUUUUAAAAAGCAGAUAAUGUUUUGUCCUAUUUUCUCAUUUCUUUAUUAGACAUUAGGAGCAUGCAGGAUCCUGAAGGGAAAUAGGAGGAAUGUUACUUCAGUAUCGUCCCGGCCUUAUCAUUAGAACGAGUGCCAGGUAGCCCGUGGGAGAGCUAAGCCAGUAACGGUGCUUCUCACCGAACCUGAAUGCCACCACCAAACCUUACUUACAUGUUGGAAGGAAAGAAUCGAUUCUUGCAAGUUGUCCUCUGACCUCCACAUUCAUACUGUGACGUGUGUGUGUGUGUGUGUGUGUGUGACAUAUAUGUGUGUGUGUGUGUGUGACAUAUAUGUGUGUGUGUAAUAAAAACAACUGUAAUUUAAAAUUUAAAACAGGAAUAAGCAGAGAGGAAAUCACUUCCCACCAUAGCCCAGAAGGCUUGUAGAAGAUGUGAACCUGUCACACAUCGUGUGACUCAGAGCCAUGUUUGGGGACUUUGUCUGUGUUUCUUAGAAAGCCUUUACCGCCUACUUUGCCUGGUGAUGUCUGUCAUGCUUAUCUGACCAGGUUCUCGCUCAUUCAUUUAAUUUUCUGUACCCUACCAACAUUUAUGCUUGUGGUCCCCAGAUCGAGAAGCAGUCACAGUACAGUGUACAGCGGUGUCCCAAGACCCCACGAGGCGCAUGCUGUGGUUGAGUCUUGUUGUAGGAGGCUGUCCUGCAUGUUACAGAUAUUUAGCAGCGUCUCUGGUUCCUACCACUAGAUACCAGUAGCAACCCCUCCCUCCAUCCCAGUUAUAACAACUAAAAAAAUGUGUGUCUGAUGGAAUAAUUCAGCGAUAGAACACUUGCUUAGUAUGUGGGGGACCCUAGACGUGCUCUCCAGCAUACACACACUGAAUCCCCAAGAGCUGGAGUUACAGGUAGUCUCGAUGUGGGUUCUAGGAAACAAGCCCAGGUCCUCUGGAAGAGUGGUACAUGCUCUUAAUCCCUGAGCUCGCUUGCGCUCGCUCCCCUCAUCCCCCCACCUCCAGUCUCAGUAUGCAUGUUUCUUCACAAGGCAUUAGACUAGCUCAAGAAUAGUCUUAGAUGCUGUCUGAAGGAGGGGAAGUUUUAUUCUAUGCACAGUGGUACAUCAGUAGAGCAUGUCCAACUGAUCUACAUGUGCACUCAAGUAUCUGUGUACAAGAUGGGAUGGAGGGGUGGGGGUGGGCACUUAAGUGAGAAAUAGUUAGGAAUCAAGGCCUUAACCUGUGAAGGGGUAGGUGGCCAGAAAUAGAGAGGGAAGAAAACUCAGGUGAGUGGCGGGAGUAGCAAUGAUUGGAAGAGCGGGAAUGUGUUUGAGGAAGAGCAUGCUAGGUUUUAUUUGAGGGUAUCAUGGGUUUUUGUAUUUAUUGAGCAUCCCAUGAGAGAUGGGCAGCCAUCAGAGGCUGGUCAGAGCUCAGAGGAGAGCUGUCCACCGAGAGUCAGCUCACUCUUAUGUGCUGUAACUAACUAUGAUGAUAAAAAAGCUAGAACCCAGAUACCAGGCAGCAGGGCAGCUAGAAAUUGGGCUGCAAGCGCUGGUCAAGAACUGGACAGAUCCCACAGCUGAGAAACUGAUCCCUGUCCAGUGACCAGUGAGAUGCUGAUGUCCAUCUGCCUGAUGUGAGGUAGGCACCAGGGCUGCCGCUACAUGCGGGCCUCAGGAGAAGAGGAACAGACUGUGGACAUGUGGAAUUCACUGACUCGUAAACACUGCAUCAGGCAGUAGUUAGAAGGGAGCCGAGCCUCCCGAGUUUGCAGGCCAAAGCUCUCCUGGCUUGCACAAUCCAGGGUGUUCCCCAGCAGCGUCUACAUUAUUACCUCUCAUCUCAGCACAGGGAAACAGCACCUUGCCUGCUCACACGGCUUUGUUUGGGUUACACUGGGUUGAGGGAUAGGGAACAGAUUGUUUUCAAGGCUGUUUGUAAGUUUUAACUUGUAACACGUGAUCACCUUUUCAUUUUUUUGAUUUUCAUAAUAAGCAUGACAGUUCUAGAACUGGGAAGGGCAGCUACGGAAAAGCUAAGGAGAAGAGGCAGGAAAAGUCAGUUUCCAUUGGCUUUCUGAAAAGUAUGACUAUGUUGCCGUUUCGACCUCUUCUCGUUCCCAGAGUUGUGGUUUUAAGCAUAUUCACGUUGCUGCACAAACACUCAUAGCAGCUGUCUCCAGAACUUGGGUUUUCAAGAAUGAAACUCUGGGCGGGACAUGGAGGUAUGGGGCUAGGAUCCCAGCACCUGGGAGGCAGAGGAUGGAGAAUGGCGAAUUUGUUGUCUGUACAUAGUACACCUUGUUUAUCCAUUCAUCCAGAGGUGGAUAUCUUCCAUGUUUCCACCGUUUGACUAUUGUGGUCAGUGCUACUCAUAUGUAUGGAGUAGGGGGGUGGCUAGUGUAGUUGCAGAUGUAUGUGCACAUACAUGCUUGUGCCAUGUGAAGGUUAGAAAACCCCAAUUUUUCAGACACCAACCACCUAGGUGUGUGUGUGUGUGUGUGUUUAUAUGUGUUCAUAAAUAUAUAAAUACAACCUGCUCAAUUUGCUUAGUGUUGCAUAUAUAUGAUUUCAGGCCUGAUCAUUUGGUAUUAGAUAACCAAUUAGGGGGCUAAUCCCUGUGAAACCCUUAGUUGCUCUAAUUCUUUAAAUAUGAGCAAAGCACUGCGACAGUCAUCCCCACCCCCAUGUUAACGUGACUGUCAGUGUUGUUUGUGGCUCUUCAGGUCAUGUUUAGGCAGCCAUAUUGUUGAGGUAUCACGGGUGAAGCUUCCCUGUCAUUUCUAGGAGACAGAACCACAUAGCAACUUUCCCAGUCCAGACCUUAAAGUCAGUCCUGCCUUCUAAUCUCAGCAUUUCCACCAGGGAAGCUUUCUUCCCUCCCUGGGCCUAUUGUCACAUCCACUUGGUGAGGAGGUAUGAGGAAAUGGUUCUUAGGGUCCCUCCCAGGUCACAGAAGGUGUGAAUCCAGUAGGAGGUGAGCACACAGGAGUGUCUGAUCUCAGGAACCAAGGUGAGUUCCGCACGACUACUUCCUGUGGUAACAGGAAGUCAGCGAGGAUUCAAUUCAGAAACCAGGGAUGAAAUGGUGGCUGGUUCUUGCACUUGCUACGGGGUGAUGUUGUCAGUAAAUUGCUACCAGGUGGUGUUGUCAGUGAACACAGCAGCAGUGCCCUUGAAGCGAAGCUCGGUGCUGUGCAUUGCCCAGCCUCUGGUGAGAAAAUGUGACAGAGAGGUGGGAAAACUGGUUUUGCUAUAGAUUUUUGGCAGCCCUCACAAACGGAUAGAAUGUUCAGUAGACACGACUUGCGUGUCACCACAACUGGAGUUUUCUCAUGGGCCAAGAACAUGUUGACCCUGUUUCCUCCACUCCUUAAAAAAAAAAAAGUAAAAAUAAAUAAAUUAGUAUAAGGACCAGGCUUCCUUCUAAUGGUAAAUUCAGUGUAGGAGAGUGAGCUUUCCCAAAGCAGGGAGGAAAGUCCACCAUCCAGUCUAGCCUCUGGGCUGCAUGUCACUCAUUGAAUUGAGUGCUUGUCCUCUAGUAUUUCUUUCUAUCUGACCCACCAGGGAAACAGCACAGGUGGGCCUGACUGUAAAGGGAAGCCACCCGGAGAUUCCUCACAGAUGUGUGGGCUAUGAGGAGGACCGUGUAGUUUCCUUUGGAGAGAUAUUGUGUGUGAGUGUGUGUGUGUGUGUGUGUGUGUGUGUGUGUGUGUGUGUGUGUGUGUGAGAGAGAGAGAGAGAGAGAGAGAGAGAGAGAGACAGAGGCAGAGACAGAGACAGAGAGACAGAGAAAGAAACAGACAGACAGAUAGACAGACUGACCGACUGACCUGGUUUCUCUGUUUUGUAGCUCUGGCUGUCCUAGAAAUCACUAUGUAGACUAACCAGGCUGGGCUCAAACUCAGCAAAAAUCUACCUGCCUUUGUCAUUUGUUGUUAUUGUUGCUGUUACUAAAAACAACUUUUAAAAUUUUAUUUAACUGUGCACAUGUUUCACCUGCAUGUAUAUCUGUGCCUGCAAAGGCCAGAAGAGGGCAUUGGGUCCCCAGGAACUGAAAUUAAAGACAGGGGCGAGCUGCCUUGUGAGUUCCAAGAAUUGAACCCUGGCCCUUUAGGAGAGCAGCUCUCCAGCCAUCUCUCCAGCCCCAAUAUAAUAAAAUAGUUUUGAAAAUCGAACUUCUAUGGUGACUAAACAUAGGUUAUGACACUGUGUAAUUUGUAUGGGGGAUGUGACUAUAUUGAAUAAAAAUCUAAAAUAAAUGGAUAAAUUAAAGAAGAUGACUUUCUGGAUGUGUAGCCUGAGAACAGCUAGUAAACAAAAGAUAUUUUUCCUAGAUUGUGCCUGGUGAGAAUUUUGUUAAUAUUGUGGUAACAAUAAGCCAUUUUCUUUUGAGUCGUUCAUGCACACUUUUUCAAACCUACUGCCAAGGCCUUGGGGCUACCAAUUCCUUUGGCUCUGGCUGGACUUCCGGAGACCCCCUCACUUCACUGCAAAGCAAAGCUGUUUCCAUAGAGUAGAAACAGGGUUGUACGUGUACUGCUUUGGGGGAGCCUCUUUUUUAAAGUUGUACUUCCUGAUAACGUCAGGGCGAGAGACCAAAUCAUCUUUGCUGAGGUUCAAGAAGGAGCGUGUGCUCCAAUCAGCCCUCUCUGUAUUUGAUAGUCUGAAAUAGAAGAUGGGAUUAACCGGAUUAGAAAAGUGGAGCUUUGUUGUCAUGGAGACAAGUAGCCCUUCUGUACCAAUGAAUUUCAUUAUAAAAUAAACUCCCAUUUUUAUAUCCAUUUGAAUGCCGGUUUCGUGUAUGAGUGUAUAUGUGUGCGUAUACACUUAAGGUCUAGGACCAGCAACACUAGCUGGCUCUGAGCCCUAAGAGCCACCUGUCUCUGCCUCCCACUCCAGCUCCAGCAGUUACAGAUGUGCACUGGCCUUGACAUGGCUGUUGCCAAUCCCAACUCAGCUCCCAUGCUUACACAGCAAACAUCCAACCCACAAACCUUGGCCGUUUAAAGAUCAAAAUAUACUUAGCUCCUUGUGAAGGAGUCACUGGGUGGAAAAAUUCUCAGCUUGUUUCCUGGCGUCCCUUUUUUUAGUAAAUGUAAAAGACACACUUGGUGUAUUUUUGUUGGUAUAUUUUUGUUGGUUCAUGCCUGAAAUCUGGAGUCUACCUCUGUGGUCUGUGUCCAUAUCAUGAGCUGUCCUUCGCUGAGGGCAGAGCUGACCUACAGAUGCCGUCAAAAGGACACCUCCCAUGACUGCUGCCAGGGGCUGGCUUCCCUCUUCGCUCCCCCAAAAUUAAAGUGGUUUUUUAGCAGUCUGGAAUUUCACACACUGGCAGAGCUGUGUGUGGCUGGUCCCCUCACAUACACCGUUUAACUGGACGCACUCAUAAAUGAAAAAUGAUCUGAGUGCUUCGAGUGGGUGGGGCCGAGCUCAGCAGGUGAAGCUGGAGGAGAAUCUCUUUCUGUGCUCAGCGGAGCAGAGCGGAGCGGAGCGCAGAGCGCACUGGCAGGAAGUUGGAGCACGCAAUGGUCUGGCUCACAUUUUUUUGUUGAUAGUUAGUAACCCUCUGUGAAGAUCUGAAUGGAGAAGGGAAAGAAAACACAGCAAAGUUUGGCAGCUGGCCUGUACAAGUUGCUGCUGGAGCCCAGUGGAGAGUGUUUACCUGAGCAGCUUACGAUGCAGUUACCUCGCUGAGCAGUGCUGGAAUGGCGGCUUCAUCUACCUGAUCAUGCUGCGGCGCUUCAAGCAGAAAGCCCACGUGACUUACAAUGGCAACAGUGGCAACAGCUCAGAACCCGGGGAGACACCGACCUUGGAGCUGGGUGACCAGACUUCAAAAAAGGGAAAAAGAACAAGAAAGUUUGGGGUCAUUUCCAGACCCUCUAUCAGCAAGACCCCUGAAGACUCCAAGAGCAGCAGUGGCUGUGACACAGCCGAUGAUCCCAAUUCGGAGUUGGAGAACGGCGCAGACCCCGAACUUGGAAAUGGCCAUGCCUUUGAGCUAGAAAAUGGCCCGCAUUCUCUCAAGGAUGUGGCUGGACCCCAUCUGGAGAGGUCAGAAGCGGACAGUGAGGUAGAGCUCAGAGUUCCAAAGACAGAAGCCCCUCUGAGUGACAGCAAUGACAAACGCCGCUUCUCAAAAACUGGGAAGACAGACUUCCAGUCCAGUGACUGUCUGGCGCGGGAGGAAGUUGGCCGGAUAUGGAAGAUGGAGCUGCUCAAAGAAUCAGAUGGGCUGGGAAUUCAGGUUAGUGGAGGCCGAGGAUCAAAGCGCUCACCUCACGCUAUCGUUGUCACCCAAGUGAAGGAAGGAGGUGCCGCUCACAGGGAUGGCAGGCUGUCCUUAGGAGACGAACUGCUGGUGAUCAAUGGUCACUUACUGGUCGGGCUGUCCCACGAGGAAGCUGUGGCCAUUCUGCGCUCAGCCACUGGGAUGGUACAGCUGGUAGUGGCCAGCAAGGAGAGCUCAGCGGAGGACCUUCUGAAGUUAACAUCGAAGAGCUUACCUGACCUGACUAGUUCAGUGGAGGACAUGUCCUCCUGGACGGACAAUGAAGACCAGGAGGCGGCCGGGGAAGAUGAAGAGGGGUCGGGCCCAGCUGCUGUCCGGGUCACGAUGCCCGGGUCAGAAGAAUCCCAGGACGUAGGCAGCUCUGAGGAAUCCAAAGGGAACUUGGAAAGUCCCAAACAGGGCAACUGUAAGACGAAACUCAAGAGCCGACUCUCAGGAGGUGUCCACCGCCUGGAGUCUGUUGAAGAAUAUAAUGAACUGAUGGUACGAAAUGGGGACCCCCGGAUCAGGAUGCUGGAGGUCUCCCGAGAUGGCCGGAAGCACUCUCUUCCGCAGCUGCUGGACUCUACUGGGACAUCUCAGGAAUACCACAUCGUGAAGAAGUCUACCCGCUCCCUGAGCACCACCCACGUGGAAUCACCGUGGAGGCUCAUCCGACCUUCUGUCAUUUCCAUCAUCGGGCUAUACAAAGAGAAAGGCAAGGGCCUUGGCUUUAGCAUUGCUGGAGGGCGAGACUGCAUUCGAGGCCAGAUGGGAAUUUUUGUCAAGACCAUUUUCCCAAACGGAUCAGCCGCAGAGGACGGCAGGCUCAAAGAAGGAGAUGAAAUCCUAGAUGUAAAUGGAAUACCAAUCAAGGGCUUGACGUUUCAAGAGGCUAUUCACACCUUCAAGCAAAUCCGAAGUGGGCUGUUUGUCCUCACCGUGCGCACCAAGCUCCUCAGCCCCAGUCUCACGCCCUGCUCCACUCCCACGCACAUGAGCAGAUCGAGCUCCCCAAGCUUCAACACCAACAGUGGGGGAACCCCAGCAGGAGGAGGCCAAGAGGAAGGUGGCUCUUCAUCCCUGGGUCGGAAGGCUCCCGGGCCCAAAGACAGGAUUGUCAUGGAAGUCACACUCAACAAAGAGCCAAGAGUUGGACUGGGCAUUGGUGCCUGCUGCUUGGCCUUGGAAAACAGCCCUCCAGGUAUAUACAUUCACAGCCUUGCCCCUGGAUCCGUGGCCAAGAUGGAGAGCAACCUGAGCCGCGGAGACCAAAUCCUGGAAGUGAAUUCUGUGAACGUGCGUCAUGCGGCUUUAAGCAAAGUGCAUGCCAUCUUAAGUAAAUGUCCCCCAGGGCCUGUUCGCCUGGUCAUCGGCCGACACCCUAAUCCAAAGGUCUCGGAGCAGGAAAUGGACGAAGUGAUAGCACGCAGCACUUACCAGGAAAGCAGAGAAGCCAACUCCUCCCCCGGCCUCGGUACCCCCUUGAAGAGCCCCUCUCUGGCCAAAAAGGACUCACUCCUCUCUGAAUCUGAGCUCUCCCAAUACUUUGUCCAUGAUGGCCAGGGCUCCCUGUCAGACUUUGUGGUGGCUGGCUCUGAGGAUGAGGAUCACCCUGGAAGUGGAUAUGAGACCUCGGAGGAUGGCAGCCUGCUUCCUGUCCCCUCAGCUCACAAAGCCAGGGCCAACAGCCUUGUGACCCUUGGAAGCCAGAGGACUUCUGGGCUCUUACACAAGCAGGUGACAGUUGCCAGGCAAGCCAGUCUCCCCGGAAGCCCCCAGGUCCUCAGGAACCCUCUUCUCCGCCAGAGGAGGGUGCGUUGCUAUGACAGCAAUGGUGGCAGCGAUGAUGAAGACUUCGAUGGUGAAGGGGACUGCAUCUCCCUCCCGGGAGUCCUCCCAGGUCCCGGCAAGCCUCUGGUAGAAGAUGACACGAGGCCUGCCUUGACAACCUCUUCCAAAAGUAUUGAUGUGAACAAGCAGGAGGAAAGACUCCAGAAACCACUGGUCAGCAAGGCCUGCUCCGUGCCUCUCCUCGGCAGCUCGCUGGACUCAGAGCACAGCAUCCUCAAUGGAACAGGGGGUACCCCUCCCAAGGUAGCCAGCCUGCCAGGUUCUGGAGAAACCCCCAAGAAUGGGCCCAGAGGCUCUGGGAGAAAAGAAAUGUCAGGGUCAAGAAGCUCACCAAAGCUGGAAUACAGAGUCCCUACAGACACCCAGAGCCCAAGGAGCCCGGAAAACCAUACCUCCCCACCACAGAAGAGUGAAAAUCUGGUGUCCAGGCACAAGCCCGUGGCCAGGAUCAGCCCACACUACAAGAGGUCUGAUGCAGAGGAGGCCCCAGGUGGAACAGCCAAUGGACCGUGUGCUCAAGACUUGAAAGUCCAGGCGUCUCCCGUGAAAGAUCCUGUCACCGGCCGUCAGCCAGGUGGAACCGCAGAGAAGGAACUUCAGGGAAAUCCCACCCCGGGGGACAGCUCUGUCCCCACCAACUGUGGACCAGCCAGUACCCCAUGCCACCCAAACACUGGACUCCCCACAGAGAACCCGCAGGGAGCUGCACCAGAGUGCGUGCCACACCCUGGGACUGGAUGGGACGGGUCCUCAGAGCAUCUCUGUUCCCCAGGGAAGAGCAGGGAGGUUCAUCCUGACUCCAGCGAGACUCCUACAGUCGCCGAGCAAGUCCACCAGCCUGAGAGCCUCAGCCAGCCAGUGUCUCCCAGAACCUCAGAGCCUGAGUCCCAGGGCAUAUCUAAAAUGAAGCCACCCAGUCAGAGAUGUGUGUCUCCCAGGGAGAAGGCCUCAACUCCUCCCGACUCCAGCAGGGCUUGGGCCGCUCCUGGGGACAGCUCUCCUAGCACUAGGAGAAUAGCUGUCCCCAUGAGCACAGGAGCAGCACCAGCUACUGCCAUCCCACAGGCCUCCCUUGUGUCCCAGGAAAGGAGCAGAGGCCUCUCAGGUCCCAGCAAGGGCCUGGGAACUAAAGAACUCUGCAUACCUAAAAGCUUGAAGGACGGUGCUCUGCUCGAAGACACAGCUCCUGCAUCUGGAAAGAUGUCACAUGCCAGCAGCCCCUCUGGGCCAGUGGCUACUGAAAGGACCCUGUCAGGAAGCCCAGAGAACCCUGUGACAGACAUCGACAACUUCAUUGAGGAGGCCUCUGAGGCCAGGCUUUCUCAGUCUCCUCAGAAAGCAGACUGCAGGGCUCACGGGGACACUUUUGAAAGUCAGCCACCAGGUGGAGCUGGGAGCAGCAGUUCCCACCAUGCUCAGAUGGUCAGGAGUGACCAGACAUCCUCCCCAAGGAAGACUGGAGGCACAGGCUCGCCCCCACCCCAGCAGUGGGCCCUCCAGCCUUCCGUCCUGGAUUCCAUCCAUCCUGACAAACAUUUGGCUGUGAACAAAACCUUCUUGAACAACUACUCUAGAAAUUUUAGCAAUUUCCACGAAGACAGUAUUUCCCUUUCAGGCCCGGGCGGCAGUUCAGAGCCGUCGCCCUCAUCCAUGUAUGGUAACGCUGAAGACUCAUCGUCAGACCCUGAGUCUCUUGCUGAAGACCCAGGAGCAGCUGCCAGGAACAACUGGUCACCUCCUCUGUCUCCUGAGUCCUCCCCUAAAGAAGGUAGCAGUGAGUCUGAGGACGAGCGAAUAGAAAUCUGUUCCACAGAUGGCUGCCCUGGGACCCCAGUGACUGCCCCUCCUCCUACCCAGGUUGCACUCUGCCCAGUUCUGCCAGUACAGCAGAGGGCUGUGUGCAAGCCAGUGGGGGACAUCUGUGAGAGAGCCUGCUUCGUGCCAGGAGCCUCACGCACUUCCAUCCCGGACUCUUCUCAGCCAUUUUCCUUCCUGGAUGUAAGCUCUGAGGAGCCGGAGACAUGGGCCAGCAUAAAUGCUUCACAGAACCACAUGCCCGUGUGCACAGAAGGAAUCAUGGACGUCACUAGCACAAGCUCAAACAUGGGAGACAGCCAGUCUUCCCAAAUGACCAGACAUUGUCGAAACGCACCAUUCGUGCUUGGGAACCCAGAUAUGGUAAAUGAUUUGGGACGUGACCUGCUGGAUGAGGGAGCCCCAAAGGAAGGAGCAGCUGCUGCGAGUGUGAUGCGCAGUGUGUUUGCCCUGGGGGCCGAGGGCCCUAAGAACGGAGAGGCGGUCUUGGCAGAUCUACACAUUGCCGAGCGCGGCAACCUGGAAGACUUGCUACAGAAACCAAAAACAAUCUCCAGGAGGCCUAUCCUGACCUGGUUUAAAGAAAUAAAUAAAGACAGCCAAGGCUCACAUUUGCGGAGCACAUCUGAGAAAGAACAGUCCUCGAUGCUGGCUCUGGGUCCUGGCUCGAAAGCUAACAUGGUGAACACCGGCCACAGAAAGGGGGUGACUGUGCCUAAGAGUCCUCCUUCACGGCAGAAGAGUCAGGAAAAUAAAGACCUGCCCCCCAAAAGUCCAGUGGAAACACUAGGUAACUGUCAGAAACCCAAGUGCAGCCCUAAACUGAAGAGACUAAACAGCAAAGGCAAAGCCAGUCCUGAGGUACCCGUGGCCAUUUCCACUAAGGGCAGCAGGAACGACCACAGGAAGACCUUGCCUUCACCCCAGGCCUCCCAUAAAAUGUUUUCUAAGGCAGUGUCACACAGGCUCCACAUAGCUGACCAGGAAGAACCUAAGAACACUGCUGGGGACACCCCCAAGCCUCCCCAGUGCGUGCCGGAGAGCAAGCCACCCCAGGCUGCCUUAGGGUCGCUGAGGACCUCCGCAUCCGACACAAGCAUUAGAACCUUUACUUCGCCCCUGACCUCCCCCAAGCUUCUCCCUGAGCAGGGUGCAAACAGUAGGUUCCACAUGGCUGUCUACUUGGAAUCUGACACAAGCUGUCCAACCACCUCCAGGUCCCCUAGGAGUGGACCGGAGGGCAAGGCGCCCCAUGCUAACUCUGGGUCAGCGAGUCCCCCAGCAUCGAGGGCCAGCCUAGCCUUGGCAGGGAUCAGGCAGAGCAAGCAGUUCACACCGGGCCGAGCAGACUUGUUAGUAUCAGAAGCAACCCAGCCCCAGGGCAUCUGUGAGAAAGGAGCUGAAAAAAAGGUUAGUGAUCCUCCACAAAGGACAAACCAGCUAAAAAUAGUUGAGAUUUCUUCUGAAAGAGUGCCAAAGAAUGCAUGUGGUGACAGGCCACCCGAAAGUGACAGAAAGGGAGGGUUCUUGACCCAGAACAACUGUCAGGAGAAGAGUGCAAUCAGACUCCGGCAGUCGGAGGAAUCGUCCCCAGAGCAUACACCCUUCCCUCCCUCUCAGGCCUCCCAAGUGGAACGGGAAAUUCGAUGGUCUUUCAGCAUGGCCAAACCGGCCACCUCUUCCUCCUCCUCCCUGCAGCUGCCUGCCAAAUUGCCAGAGUCCUUCCAGGGCAAAUCAAGCCAAAUGCCAGCCUCCGUUGGGGUGCCCAAGAAUGGGGUACCCAUAGGCCUGGCCGGAGAAGAGAGCCCCUACUUCACACCGAGGCCAGCCACCAGGACCUAUUCCAUGCCAGCCCAGUUCUCGAGCCACUUUGGACGAGAAGGUCCUUCCCCACACAGCCCAAGUCACUCGCCUCAGGACCCGCAGGUCCCUGCGAUGGGUGGUAAGCUCUCUGAGAAGACAGCCAAGGGCGUGACUAAUGGACAGGGCGUAUAUAGUGUGAAGCCUCUGCUGGAAACAUCGAAGAACCUGUCACCAGUGGACGGACGGGAUGUCAGUGCAGACCCCGAGACGAGCUGCCUCAUCCCAGACAAGGUCAAAGUCACCAGGAGACAGUACUGCUGUGAGCAGAGUUGGCCCCAUGAAUCUACCUCGUUUUUCUCUGUGAAGCAGAGAAUCAAGUCUUUUGAGAACUUGGCCAAUUCUGACCGGCCCACGGCCAAGUGUGCCACAUCCCCGUUCUUAUCCGUAAGCUCUAAGCCUCCCAUUAACAGACGGUCGUCUGGCAGCAUCCCUUCAGGGAGCCCCAGCGAUAUGACCUCGAGGUCGCUGAGGCGCAGCUUGAGUUCCUGCAGUGAAAGCCAGAGUGAGGCCAGCAGCCUUCUCCCGCAGAUGACGAAGUCCCCCUCCAGCAUGACGCUGACUGUCUCCAGGCAGAAUCCACCAGACACUAGUAACAAGGGCCCCAGUCCAGACCCAAAGAAAUCACUUGUCCCUGUGGGAAUUCCCACCUCCACAGUGAGCCCAGCCUCACCCAGCAAAAGGAACAAGUCCUCUGUGCGCCAUGCCCAGCCCUCUCCAGUAUCCCGAUCCAAGCUCCAGGAGCUGAGAACCUUAAGCAUGCCAGACCUGGACAAGCUGUGUAAUGGUGAGGACGACUCUGCCAGCCCAGGGGCUGUGCUCUUUAAAACCCAGCUGGAGAUCACCCCCAGAAGGUCGAAAGGCUCCCAGGCUACUUCUCCAGCUGGCUCCCCAGCUAGAGGCCAUGCAGAUUUCAAUGGUUCAACCUUCCUUUCAUGUCCUAUGAAUGGUGGGACCAGAGCCUACACAAAAGGAAACAGCCCUCCAGCCAGUGAGCCUGCCAUAGCCACUGGAUCCAGGGAAGAGGGUGAAUCUGUGUGGGCCACGCCUUCUGGGAAAAGCUGGUCGGUGAGUUUGGAUCGACUCCUUGCCUCAGUGGGGAACCAGCAGAGAUUGCAGGGCAUUUUAUCAUUAGUGGGUUCUAAAUCCCCCAUCCUCACGCUCAUUCAGGAAGCGAAGGCGCAAUCAGAGACUAAAGAAGAUAUCUGCUUCAUAGUCUUGAAUAAAAAAGAAGGCUCGGGUCUGGGAUUCAGUGUGGCAGGAGGGGCCGACGUGGAGCCAAAAUCAGUCAUGGUCCACAGGGUGUUUUCUCAGGGCGUGGCUUCUCAGGAAGGGACUGUGAGCCGAGGGGACUUCCUUCUCUCCGUCAAUGGCACCUCCUUAGCUGGCUUAGCCCACAGUGAGGUCACGAAGGUUCUGCACCAGGCAGAGCUGCACAAACACGCCCUCAUGAUUAUCAAGAAAGGGAAUGACCAACCCGGGCCCUCCUUCAAGCAGGAGCCUCCCUCAGCCAAUGGGAAAGGCCCUUUCCCCAGAAGGACCUUGCCGCUGGAGCCUGGAGCUGGGAGAAAUGGAGCUGCUCACGAUGCGCUGUGUGUUGAAGUGCUGAAAACCUCUGCUGGGCUGGGAUUGAGUCUGGAUGGAGGAAAAUCGUCUGUAUCCGGAGAGGGGCCACUGGUGAUUAAAAGGGUGUACAAAGGCGGUGCGGCCGAACGAGCUGGAACAAUAGAAGCGGGUGAUGAGAUCCUAGCCAUUAAUGGGAAGCCCUUGGUCGGGCUGGUGCACUUCGAUGCCUGGAACAUCAUGAAGUCUGUUCCAGAAGGGCCCGUGCAGCUAGUGAUCAGAAAGCACAGGGAUUCGUGAAUUUUUCACAGGGAUCUCCUUCCCUAGAUUUACUACUUUACCAGAACGACUUCUCUAAACGAUGGGUUCUUGAAUCAACAAACAGCUUAGACAAAUUCCAUGAUUGUACUUUUACAAUGAAGCCCGAACUCUGGAAACCACCUACCUGGACCGUCAGGGCUGGGAGGGCAUCAUUUCAUUCAGUGCCUCGGAUCAAGAGUGGACGUGCUCUUCAUCUGGAACGCCUAGCUGCACCCUCACCUCCCUCCUGCCACCUCUCCCAGCAUCAGUCCUGGUGAGUAGGGACCAGAGGAUAACACAAAUGCCCCAGCGAAAAUGAUUUAUGUAUGUAGAUUUAUAUAAUUUUGUAAGUAAAUGACAGUGCUUUUAGGUACAUGCAGUGGAAGGCAGAGCUACGUAUGUUACCUUGAAAAGGAAAAUGAGACGUAAAGAAAAUGAAUUUAUGACCUAAUUGUUAGGCAGAGCUCAGGAAUCACCCAACAGUGAAAAAGAAAAAGUGCUAUUUUUUAAUGAACGUAAUGUAUGAUACGAACUAGGAAGUUCUGAUGGUUUUCUGUUUCAGAGUGUAAGUCAUAAGGCCGUUCCAGAGCGACAGUUCUGACGAGUUGCAAUAAAUCGCUGUGAGCUUCCCUUCCUGGGAGGAAGUUCUAGCCCGAAAGCACCUUGCAUCUAGUUUUCAAACUUGAGUACAUGGUCGAAUUCAAGGCUGAUCAACACAAAAACAGGCAAAGUUGUCAGCGUGUUUCUGUUUCCACACACAUACAUGCACCCCCACCACCACCACCACCACCACCACCCCCCCCACCGGAAAGGAAUUUGAGAGUUCAAUCCUUCGACUUGCAAACAUAGGCAUUCUGUGGUCCAGACUGAGGAGCAUCCUCUCGGGGAAAUUUUCUUGUUAGCUUUUCUCCUUUCCCCUCCAGACCUAAAGAAGCUGGACUACAGUCCAGCUCUCUUCCCUGACAGAGAUCUGCGGUGGUUCAACUUCUUGCUAUUUUGGUUUUUCCUGUUUUGCAAACUCUUCCUCUUGCUAAAACUAGGGUCCCACUGAUCAUUUUGACUCAAGCUGCUUGUAAAACUCCUCCGGCUUGGCUGCCGUGAACUUCUUCGAAGCCCUUCCUCCUCACAAGCUGGCUUUUCCUCCCUUUGCACUGACCAUCAUUUUCUUAAAUUCCAAAGCCUCGCCAGCUUCCUUUACCAAACAAGGAAAAUGGAAAAACAGGGUGAGUCAUUCUCAAGGAAAAGGACUGCACAGUGUUCACCACCCUCUCCUCAGGUGGUGCCACCCAGUGCUGGGUCCUGGGGUCUUGGGUGGAAACCUCGUUUUCAAAUCACGCAUGCACAAUGCUAUGGUUUCGCCGCUCUGGUUAACAGCUGGGUCUAGGGGAAAGACGGCUGAGGUGCUUGAGCUGCUGUUGCCUUCGUACGUCAUCAUCUGAGCCCGAUCCUGCUGGCCGCCUGCAGAGGACCCAAGAGAGGGCCCGUAGGCGGACGCGAUAUACCUGGCUCAUUUUCAACAGGUCUCACAGAGAAAACUACAGUCCAGGAGUUAGCUAGGAAAACUGGCUUAGCAUCUUCUUUUCCUUACAGUUACAAGUAGGAUACUCUUAAGACGUCAGUGCAAGGUGCAUGCUAGGUUGUCGUUUAAGUCUCAAGGGUCAGUUUUCUGCUUUCUUACUUGAAUGAUAAUUUUAAGUCAGCACGGAAAACCAUUUUUUUCUUUCCUUUUUGUUUGCCUCUACUCCCUUACAGUCAUGCCUAUUAAGUCCUUUGUGAACAGACAGGACUUCCGGGAGCAAUGGCCUCUUUCCAAGUGUCCCCAGAGCUCCUAUCUGAAGAGUACACGGAGGACUUGCUACACCAUGUUAAGUCAUCAAGCAUUUGGCCUGGAUCUUCCCAGCUAACUGGGAAUGUAAGGGAAGAAGCAAGAGCUAGCCCUGUCUCUGACCCUGAGAUAGAAAGCUAUUUAUUUGUGUUCAGUGUUCAAGGCAUGACUAGUAUUGCUGAUUAGUCUAAUAAAUCCCCACACUUCCUGCAGUGAACACUAAUGGUAUUGUUCUAACCCUUUUUCUUUCUUUGUAUGUGGUCAGUCACUCACAGUAAGCUAUGAGGUAAAAUGUGUUACACAAAUCGUAGUUGUAAGACAAUAUCGUGAAGGCUCAUGUAGGUUGGGUUUCAUUCACACCCUCCCACACAUAUCGCAUUACAUUGUAGGGUUGACUUUAAUUGGCACCACACUUGUACAUUAUACAUUAUUUAUGUAAGAUAAAAUGCCUUAUAUAUUAAAGAGUAAGUGCAAUAAAUAUGAAAUGGCCUGUACAUUUUAAAAAUGUUGCCAAGUUAUGUAAAUCCACCUCUCUGUAAACAAUUUUUUAAAUAAUUUUCAAAAAAUAAACACUGCUUACUACUUG
Molecule: messenger RNA, 22970 nt
Organism: Rattus norvegicus (Norway rat)
Lineage: Eukaryota; Metazoa; Chordata; Mammalia; Rodentia; Muridae
Gene: Pdzd2
Product: PDZ domain containing 2
Cellular component (GO): extracellular region; anchoring junction; nucleus
Source: RefSeq, a predicted model, not a curated record